This is a messenger RNA of Pteronotus mesoamericanus, 1599 nucleotides long. Its product is annotated as septin-7-like. Gene Ontology annotation, cellular component: microtubule cytoskeleton; cell division site; septin ring. NCBI's taxonomy places the organism in Eukaryota, Metazoa, Chordata, Mammalia, Chiroptera, Mormoopidae. Gene Ontology annotation, biological process: intracellular protein localization; cilium assembly; cytoskeleton-dependent cytokinesis. The record is from RefSeq and is a predicted model, not a curated record. Gene Ontology annotation, molecular function: GTPase activity; GTP binding; molecular adaptor activity.
AUGGGGUUUAUCCUGCAGGCAGUAGAGAAGAUUAUGGGAAAGAAGUCAGCCUUCGGCUUUGCUGUGUUCGUUUCCACCGACCAGACCUGGACCGUCUGUGUGGAGGCAGAAGAUACAGAGGGGCAGAGGUGGCCCCAGGUUCUGGAAGAACUGAAAUUUGCUCGCCACCAUAACUUCUCGGGCUGGCUCCUGCCUUCGCUCUACACGGCUCUCAGCACAGAACGCUACUCAGGAAGGACUGUAUCCACUUACUCCACUGGGCAGCUUUACCUCCGACACAGUGAUCUGCAGCUUGCAAAAACCUCUCGCUUUAACCUUAGAGGCGAUGUUGAAGAAACGUGCACAGGGGCCCCAGCCACCUCCGACCCCGGAAGUGCCGGAUUUCGCCCCCACACAGAAGCCCUGCAGGCCACGGAGCCGGCGGCGAGGAGGGAGCGAGUCACCUCGCAAGAUCAAGCCAGCGUCAGUUUGGCCGAAGCCUCUUCAGAGGAGGUGCGGGGAGCUGAGGUGGGGGAGGGGGCGUCGGAGGUAGUGGUGGGGCGCGGAGGAGGGAGCGGGAGCGGGCGAGAGCCAGGAGGUCCGGCCGCUGUACGCAGCGGGAGCGGAGCAACCACGCCGGCUGCGGCGCCGCGGAGCUGGGGCAGGCGACUUGGGAGAAUCGGCGACUGCGCCGCUCCUAGGCUGGUCCCGGAGGGCGCAGGGCUGUCUGUCGGUCACGGAGAGAUCGCCGCUGCGGAGCGGCGUGUCCGCAGCAGCCCCGUGGUUCAACAGGAGAACCAUGUGCGAUUUGCAAAUGUUGCAAAUCAAGCAUACAGAAAAUCAGGGAAGAGAGGGGCUGAAUUCCAACUUAGGGUUGUGGUUGAAUCGGAACUGGGGAAGUCAACGUUAAUCAACUCAUUAUUCCUCACAGAUUUGUGUUUUCCAGAGUAUCCAGGCCCUCCCCAUAGAAUAAAAGACUAGGUGGAACAAUCCCAAGUUUUAAUCAAAGAAGGUGGGGUUCGCACAACAGUUGAUACCCCAGGAUCUGGAGGUGCAGUGGAUAAUAGUAGUUGCUGUCAGCCUGUUAUCGACUACAUUAGUAGUCAAUUAGAGGACAACCUAAAUGCAGACGAGCGAGUGAACAGACAUCAGAUGCCCAAUAACAGGGUGCAGUGUUGUUUAUACUUCAUUGCUCCUUCAGGGCAUGGACUUAAACCAUUAGAUACUGAGUUUAUGAAGCGCUUGCAUGGAAAAGUGAACAGUAUCCCACUUAUUGCCAAGGCAGACACACUCACACUGAAGGAGUGCCAGCAGUUUAAAAAACAGAUAAUGCAAGAAAUCCAAGAACAUAAAAUUAAAAUAUAUGAAUUUCCAGAGAUAGACGAUGAAGAAGAAAAUAAGCUUGUCAAAAAGAUAACAGACCGUUUACCUCUUGCUGUGGUGGGUAGUAAUACUAUCAUUGAAGUUAAUAACGAAAGGGUCAGAGGAAGGCAGUAUCCUUGGAGUGUUGCUAAAGUUGAAAAUGGUGAACAUUGUGAUUUCACAGUUCUAAGAAAUAGGUUGAUUACCUUUCCUACAUUUUCUUUUUUUAUUAUUAUUAAACAGAUGUAUUCAAUUUAA